AUUGAAUUUUUCAAAUUAAAAUUUGUAUUUAAGCCUUAAAUUAAUAGAGCAUAGAAGAGAAAGCAAGACACUAUAUACUCUUUGGCUACGUCAAAGCAUCCCUAAGUUACAUCACAAGAUUCACAACACAACAUUUACCUCUCUCUCUCUCUCUCUCUCUCAUAACAAAAAGAAGCCUCCACAUGGUUUCAUAUGAAACUGCAUCCCAUAAAGAACAAAGAAGUAUGAACAAGCAUUAAAGACCCUUUCAACUUUCUUCUCCAUUUGACAGGAUAUUCCCCUCUAUAAAUGUGUAGGUGUCUGUGUUCAACUUAGCACAAUACAAGGAAAGCAAAGUAAACCUUCACAAUCUUCCAUAUCACCCAUUACUAUUCCAAGCCAAAAAAACAAAAGAAAGAACAGGGGAUUAUCCAAAUGGCUAGGAAGAGAAAGGCUGGUGAAGGGGCAUCUAAGAGAAAUUCUGAUGAAGCAAACUUGGUUUGGGAUGAGAUGAUGAAGGAAGCAGCCACUGCUGCAGCACUUGGUGGGGCCCGACGAGCUCGGAAGAGAUUUGUGGGGGUACGGCAAAGGCCAUCAGGUAGAUGGGUGGCUGAGAUUAAAGAUACUGUACAAAAGAUUCGGGUGUGGUUAGGAACUUUCGACACAGCUGAGGAAGCAGCAAGGGCCUACGAUGAGGCUGCGUGCUUGCUUCGCGGUGCCAACACUCGCACAAACUUCUGGCCUUCUUCUCCGUCAUCUACUUCAACGCCUGCUCUUCCUUCAAAGAUCACUAACCUUCUCCUCCAUAGGCUCAAAGCAAGAAAUAACCACUUAGCUGCUUCAUCUACUUCUUGUGUGCCUACUAACCAACAGCAGAAGCAACAACAAGAAUUUAUAGGUGAAGUAACUGAUUUUUCAGAAACCCAGUUCACUGAUUUCCUUAAUGAUCCUGAAGUCUACUAUUCCACCGCAGACAACAUGAUGAUCACCAACACUAGUGCAAGUAUUGGCGAUUACACAAGCACAAGUACUUUAAUGUCAUGUUUAACUGAGAAAGAUGAGUGUGGGAUGGUGGAACAGGAUUUUGACUAUAACUGGAGUGAUAUAGCUCAGUCUUCCAGUGGUGAUGGAAAUUCUGGAGGGGGAAUAGAAGAAGAUGGUGAAGAAGAGCGGACCGACCCAGGGGUUGUGGAUUUCCGGUUUAUGGAUGAAGUUGGAUUGUGUUACUAUUCUCCUUUUGAGAUUGCUGAAGAGAUCACAGAUCCUAUGGAGCAGGAAUUUUAUGGAGACGAGCCAUCAAUGCUCAGGGAGGCAAUGAAGAGGAUGAAAUAUGAAAGGAAGUUCUCAGCUUCUCUCUAUGCGUUCAAUGGGAUAACCGAGUGCCUAAGGUUGAAGCUUGGAUCGGGCAGUGUCAAGCAGAGCAGAAGGUCUGAUCUAACCAAUCUCCGGAAUGCAUGUACAAAGAACCAAGAAGAGAAGAAAGCAGAAAGCAAUGCCAUGGAAGUGAAUAAACAGGACAAAAAUGAAGAAAGUUCAACUGAUAUGGGAUCUUCUGCUAGUAACGAUGGUGAAUUGUCACUCUGGAGCUCCCUCGACCUACCUCCUAUCUGUUUUGUUAAUUAACUGGUAGUUCAUGGUUGAAUGCAUGAGCAAACAACUAUCUUUUAGACUGUUUUACCCUUCCCUGAUCUCUCUCUUGAAUAGCAGGAGACAUGUAAUGCCAUGCUUCUAAUGUGGACUACCAAUGUAAUUUUAUUUUCCAUGACCA
Camellia sinensis is the source of this 1747-nucleotide messenger RNA. Its product is annotated as ethylene-responsive transcription factor ERN1. Lineage: Eukaryota; Viridiplantae; Streptophyta; Magnoliopsida; Ericales; Theaceae. The record is from RefSeq and is a predicted model, not a curated record. Gene Ontology annotation, biological process: regulation of DNA-templated transcription. Gene Ontology annotation, molecular function: DNA binding; DNA-binding transcription factor activity.